Molecule: messenger RNA, 1692 nt
Organism: Phragmites australis (common reed)
Lineage: Eukaryota; Viridiplantae; Streptophyta; Magnoliopsida; Poales; Poaceae
Product: E3 ubiquitin-protein ligase PRT1-like
Exons: 8
Coding region: 119-1399 (426 amino acids)
Biological process (GO): proteasome-mediated ubiquitin-dependent protein catabolic process
Molecular function (GO): zinc ion binding; ubiquitin protein ligase activity
Source: RefSeq, a predicted model, not a curated record
GGGCUGCCACCGUGCCAUUCCUACGCGACCCGACCCGACCCGCCCGUCGCCUUCUGUCCUCUCGCGCAAGAUUCCACCACCUGUUCCUUCGUGCGGCGAGGCGAAUCGAGGAGGAAGGAUGGCCUCCGACGGCCACCAGCCGGAGCCGGGGAAGAAGGUGGAGGGGGAGGCCGCCUCCACCGUCGCUGCGCCCGGCUGCGACGAUCUGGAGGACACCCAGUUCCAGUGCUGCGUCUGCCUGGAUCUUCUGUACAAACCAGUUGUUAUUGCAUGUGGCCAUAUGUCAUGUUUCUGGUGCGUCCACAAAGCUAUGCAUAUCGUCCGGGAAUCCCAUUGUGCUGUGUGUAGGCAACCCUAUAAACAUUUUCCGAGUAUCUGUCAACUCUUGCAUCACUUGAUUCUAAAGCUUGAGCCUGCGGAUUACAAAAGAAGGGAAAAAGAAGUACUAGAGGAAGAGAAGCGUAUAGAAACAUUCUCUCCCCAAAUCAUCGAGUUUUUAAACUCCAAGAACAAUGAAAUUGGAAAAGAUGGGGAGAACAGACUUGAAGAUAGUAGAACGAGAUCCCCACAAGAAGUUUCAUCUAAUGGCAACAUUGUGGAUGAGCAUUCGAAGAAAAUUAAGUUGGAGGAUGUUUCAUGCCCUCUCUGUCAGGAGAUGCUGUAUCAACCGGCUGUUCUUAAUUGUGGUCAUGUGUAUUGUGUAUCCUGUUUAUCGUCCUUAAAUGAGGAAGCACUCAAAUGCCAAGUUUGUGGAAGUCUUCACCCUGGAGAGUUUCCUAAUGUUUGCCUGGACCUUGAUCAUUUCCUGGAAGAAUAUUUUCCAGCAGAAUAUAAAUCAAGAGGGGAGAAAGUUCAGUUUAAGAAGGGCCAGCGCGAUCGUGAAGGAUCAUCUUCAGGUACUUCAUGUACAAAAGAAAGCAGCAGAGCACGGUAUGAUGAUGACCUGUCAAAUAUUCACAUUGGAGUUGGAUGUGACUCAUGUGGGGUGUAUCCAAUACGUGGUAAGAGGUACAAAUGCCAGGAUUGCACCGAGUUAAUUGGCUUUGACCUUUGCGAAACUUGCUACAACUCCAGUUCAAAGCUCCCGGGACGCUUUAAUCAGCAGCAUACCCCUGACCACAGAAUGGAAGUUGAUAAUACAGCACUCCUGCAAAGGCUCUUGAGAUUCCAUGGGAUAGCUGAGGAAGGUCCGGAAGAGCUGAUGAUGGAAGAUGCGGUUGUUGCUCCUGGCGCGAUGGUACAGAUAGUCAUUGAUAACCUAGAAAUGGAGGGCAAUGGCGCGGAAGGUCUGGAAGGGCCAAACAUUGAAGACGAUCCUGUUGCACCUGGCACAAUGUUGCAUAUAGUCAUUGAUAAUCAAGAAAUGGAGGACAACGGUGAGGAGAACCAGCUGCUCUAGAGGCAAAGCGGUUGCCGUAAAGCUGCUUCUGAGCGUGAGCCUUUGUUAUAUAUGUUGUUAGAGGCACAUUACAUGAAUGCAAUGUGAAAGAGGGAUUGCACAAGCUCAAAUAUGGCUGGAUCGGACUUGUUUAAUUUUCUGGUUCUGUACUUACUGCCAUCUAAUGGCCAUAUGAUUUGUUUUCCUGCUUCUGUAAAUCCAUGCAUGUGUUCUUUCUAUAGGAAAUCCAAAUAAGGACUGUAUUUGUAAAUUUGUACCAACUUAUUUUCCGGGAACACACUGCAUGAACGAAA